AUGACAACAGCCUUAGCCAAACCACCCCCUUUGGCAAAGGCUACUACCUUGAUUUACUGGGCGUAUGAGGUGCUGUCUCUUGCUACUCCGGAUCAGAGAAAGAUUUUGGAUGAAAAUUAUGGUGUGAAACCCACUCGAGAGGAGACAGAAUUUGCAAAGAAGAUAGCAGAAGGAAAGAAUGGGGAGGAGCAAGGGUACCUUGGAGAAGCUGAGCGGCGGGUCAAAGCUGUCUUCGAAGAAAUCGGACUACGGGAAAUUUACGCGGAAUAUGAAAAGAACGCAUACAAGAAACUGACUGGGAUGAUUGAUCAGAUCGAUGAAGGGACGUCUGUUGGUUUGAAAAAAGAAGUUUUCAAGAGUUUCUUGGACAAAAUUCACCACAGGCAGAAGUAA
This is a messenger RNA of Lentinula edodes (shiitake mushroom), 393 nucleotides long. RefSeq lists its product as uncharacterized. The transcript has a single exon. Gene Ontology annotation, biological process: trans, trans-farnesyl diphosphate biosynthetic process. Bases 1 to 393 code for a protein of 130 amino acids. NCBI's taxonomy places the organism in Eukaryota, Fungi, Basidiomycota, Agaricomycetes, Agaricales, Omphalotaceae. Gene Ontology annotation, molecular function: (2E,6E)-farnesyl diphosphate synthase activity; dimethylallyltranstransferase activity. Gene Ontology annotation, cellular component: cytoplasm. The record is from RefSeq and is a predicted model, not a curated record.